Cloeon dipterum is the source of this 1008-nucleotide messenger RNA. RefSeq lists its product as uncharacterized. NCBI's taxonomy places the organism in Eukaryota, Metazoa, Arthropoda, Insecta, Ephemeroptera, Baetidae. The record is from RefSeq and is a predicted model, not a curated record. Bases 135 to 650 code for a protein of 171 amino acids. The transcript has 3 exons.
GGCGCAGUCACGCAACCGGCGCCGCUUUAUCGAAGUUCUGAAAACACAUUUCAUAAAACAAAAAGCAGUCGUACACAAUGCCUGAGCCGGGAGGGAGUCUCAAAAAGUGACCAGCGUUAAACAGACAAAACACCAUGAGAGCCACAAGGAAAAGAACGGUCCAGAAAUAUUUUUACGAUUCCCUGAGCGGGCAAAGAAAAUGGCAGAAAAGGGAGGUGUUCGAACUGAUGAGGAUUUACGAAAGUCACGCAUACUUAUUUGGUGUCAUGUCCUCCGACGAAGACGUUUGGAUUUUGAUCGCCUCCGCUUUACGAGAAAACGGAAUCCAGGUGACAGCGCGACAGGUGAGCACAAAGUGGGCACGCAUGAGAGAGACGUUUAAGAAGAUCGGCGAGGCAGACCACUCGAGCGCCGGGGCAACAAAAGAGCUCCACAAGCCUUCGAAGAUGGUUUCUUUUGACGAGAAGGACGUCGUCGAGCAAUUCCUGCUGGCCAAAGCCGACGACGACGACCCACGGGGUCGCUCGUUCUUAUCGCAAUCGCGCACUCGCUCAAAGCCCAGCUACUUGGCCGGCGGCGGCGUGGGCAGACAGCUCGACGACUACGAGACACUCAAAGCCAUGUACAAACUUAGCCUGCUGAGGAAUUGAUCGCCAGAGCUCGCGGGAUUUUAAAAAGAUAUUGGGACGACGCAUUGAAAAGCAUGAAUGACUUUUUUUAUCCAAUUGAGUUUCUGAUAACAAAUUAAUUUAUGUUCAAACUUGUUUAGCAAGAAUAUACAUGUGUACACAAAUCCUGAAAAGUGCGGCAUAGUGAAAAACUAUAUUUUUGUGAUGUAUUUCAACACAAACAUUAUUCAGUUUUAAUGUAUUUUGCCAUAAACUUGUUGCGUUCCACUUUUCGUACAUUACAUGUGACAUUGUCAUGUUAAACACAGAGAAAAUAAAGCGCAUCUCAUUAGAAGAGCUCUCUGCCGAGUCUCGUGCAUCUAAUGAGGCUUCAUGCAAA